AUGGACAUCCCGAACCAUCAUACCUGGCAUUCUUCUUCCACUCAUCAACAUCAUCAAUCCAAAGAUAUAAUCUCUGCUAUUAUCGCUGCUGCUAAAUAUCCUGAAAACGCUUCUUUUGGUUGGGUUGGUAUUGAAGAAGAACAAACAUUGGAUACAAGACCAAAUUCUCCUCCUCCUCCACCUCUUCCUAUUGAAAAUGAUACUCAUAUCUUUGAUCUUCUUGCCUUGGAUGAUAAUGCUUACUUUAUUCAUUACAGUCAACGAGCUGAUCAACCAUCUGCUAUGAAUUCUGCUACAGUUGAAAAAUUGGUGGAAAUAUUGACAAAAGGAAUGGACUCGGAUUUGAUGAUGAAUUUUUUUCUCACUUUUCGACAAUUCUUGACUCCCAUCAAACUUUGCAAGUUACUUAUAUUACGAUUCCGUUGGGCUUUAUUGGAGGACUCUGAUGAUAGACGUCUAGUCAGGAUAAGAACAUUUGUAGUGCUACGAUAUUGGAUCACACAUUAUUGGGAACAUGAUUUUAUCAUGUCAAGAACACUUCGAUUUAUGCUUUGUACUUUUUUGUCUCAACUCCGAACACAUCCGGUCAUUCUUAAUUCACCAAGAGAUGCACGUAUCAUUAAGAAUCUACGAAAUAUAUUGAAACGACAACGAAAACUAUAUAGUACCAACUUUGACUCGUCAGCACGUGCCACUCUCUGCAGCAAUCAUGCUCAACUACAUCAACCAUCCACCACUCGUACAACUCGCACUACCGCAACAUGUGGACGAACGGUAUCCUCUCUGCCAACUUGUCUUGAUGAUUAUCGACCUUUUAUUCUUACAUUUCGAUCCGAAGUCAUUGCUCAACAAUUCUGUAUGAUGGAACAAGAAAUGCUUCAAUGGGUAACAUGGGAUGAAUUGGCUGAACUUCGAUGGCGUAAACGAUCCAAAGGUACCGUUAUUUCUCCUGAUAUUGAACAAAGUUCGUUACAAGAUGGCGUCGAACAACUUAUUGGAUUUUUCAAUAAGACAUGUCAAUGGGUUGCCUCGGAAAUCGUACGUACAAGAUCCAUGGAUAUUCGAAUUCGUGUGAUUGAAAAGUUUAUCCGAAUUGCACUGAAAUGUUAUCAUCACCGCAAUUACAGUACAUUAAUGCAAAUCUUACUUGGAUUACAAGCCCCAGCCGUAUCUCGUCUGGAAAAGACAUGGCAAAGAAUUGAUCAUUACGAAAUGCAAAUAUUCAACGAAUUGAAAGAAUUGGCCAAACCUUUUCGCAAUUGGAAAAACGUACGUGAUGCAAUGACCAAAGCUAUUCAUGAAAUAGCCGAGUCUUCAGCGGUGGAAUCUGUUUUGACCAAAGAUAUAUUUGAUGAUGAUAAUGUGGAUGGUUGUAUUCCUUUUCUUGGUAAGAUUGUUUUCAUCAACAAUGAUUUUUUUUAA
Halteromyces radiatus is the source of this 1422-nucleotide messenger RNA. Its product is annotated as ras guanine nucleotide exchange factor domain-containing protein. Bases 1 to 1422 code for a protein of 473 amino acids. The transcript has 6 exons. Gene Ontology annotation, molecular function: guanyl-nucleotide exchange factor activity. Lineage: Eukaryota; Fungi; Mucoromycota; Mucoromycetes; Mucorales; Cunninghamellaceae. Gene Ontology annotation, cellular component: plasma membrane. The record is from RefSeq and is a predicted model, not a curated record. Gene Ontology annotation, biological process: Ras protein signal transduction; positive regulation of GTPase activity.